UGGCUUAAGUAAACAACGUCAAAGUUGUGACACGGAAAUGUCACUAAAACGUAGAUACGUGGCACUCAAAGCACACUUGUGAACGUUGGCGGUGUCGAUGGAUGAAGGUGAGCUGGAUGGAUGAAGUUUAGCGGCUUCUGACAUAUCGUGACACGUUUCUUGUCGCAAUGGAGCGGAAGUUUGCAGAUUUCAGGGCUCGGCGGCAGGCGAAAAGGCUUUCCAGCAAGGAGCCCUCAGCCCCCGCUGCUCCCAACACAAACGUGGGCGCGACUCCAGAUGGCACUCCGCAGACUGAGCAAAAGUCAGACCCCAGCCCCCCAGAAGAGGGCGCUAGGGACUGGAUGCUAGACACCUCGUGGGGGAGAUGGCUGUCCACAAGAAAAUAUGACCUCUCCAACAUCACCCUGCUCAAAGUCCUGCUCUGGGUGGUCCUGCUCGGCUUUUUCGUGGAACUGGAGUUUGGCUUAGCUUUCUUCGUCGUCUCCCUCUUCUACUGGCUGUACGAGGGACUGCGUGACCCGGACGAACGGGAGCCCGGGGAGAUGAGCGCUUAUUCCGUCUUCAAUCCGGACUGUCAGCCGCUGCUUGGCGCUCUCACCGCCGAGCAGAUGGAGGCAGAGAUGGGCUACAGAGCACUUGCAAACAGAUGAAAUGCCUGUAAAUCUCACAUGAAUCUUGAAUUGAAAUAAUUCAUUGCUAUGUAUUUGAUGUCAUUAAAUGUCAUUUGUCUAUUGACA
This is a messenger RNA of Phyllopteryx taeniolatus (common seadragon), 737 nucleotides long. RefSeq names its product SAYSVFN motif domain containing 1 (gene saysd1). The transcript is spliced from 2 exons. Bases 168 to 650 code for a protein of 160 amino acids. Lineage: Eukaryota; Metazoa; Chordata; Actinopteri; Syngnathiformes; Syngnathidae. The record is from RefSeq and is a predicted model, not a curated record.